UCCUAUCAUCAGCCCCUUCAAUAAACCUUCAUCAAAAACUCUCGACCACUUCAGCUAACAAUGGCGACCAUAAUGAACAACGGCAACAACAACAACAUUAAUGGAAAAAAACCAGUUAAAUUGCUUGUAGGAGAUGGGUUCUUCAACGAUAGACUUCUCCUGAAAGAUAAUUCCAUCGGGAACUCAUCGCGUAUUUACUACCGGAGUACCACGGAUGGGGUUCCCUUUCAAUGGGAAAGAUCCCCCGGGACACCCAAACACGAGCUGCAGAAUGAGGUCAUUCCGCCGCUAAUACCUCCACCGGCAGCGCAGAGCAAGGGACUACCACCUAGGCCUAAAAAUUGUGUGGAGCAAUCGAAGGAAUCCGGCAACAAGUACUGGAAGGCUUGGUUUUGGAAGAAAAGCAAGAAGAAAAGGGAUUGUAAUGCCAUCCAUAGGAGUGUGAGCUGUGACGCGAGCUCUGAUAAAUUCGAAAUGGAAUUUAUGGGCUCAAUUCAUGAUUCGAGUUCCUCGGCCUCUUCAUCAUCGUCUUCGUGGAAUCGUGCUACUUUGCACUCGGAAGUAGGGUUGCAAAGGGAUCCGCUAGAUUCGCGUUAUAUUUGUAGUCCUUGGAACAUCACGGCAAUAUUGGUUCGUAUUGCUAGGCGAGUUUAAUUGUUUUUUUUUUUUUUUUUUGGGUUUAACCUUGUUAUACUAGUUAUAGUUUGUUUUUGGAUAAUUGUGAAAUAUAUCAAAUCAAAUAAAUAUGUUGUAAGCGCUGAGAU
Molecule: messenger RNA, 764 nt
Organism: Rhododendron vialii
Lineage: Eukaryota; Viridiplantae; Streptophyta; Magnoliopsida; Ericales; Ericaceae
Exons: 1
Coding region: 61-654 (197 amino acids)
Source: RefSeq, a predicted model, not a curated record